GGGGGUGGGGGGGAGAGGAGGCCGCGCGGGGUGGGGCCCGGCGGGUACGCGCUCGCUGCGUCGACGUGCUGACGACAGGACGCCCAGGCCGGUGUGUGUCGGUGUGUAUGUGUGUGUGUGUGUGUAUGUAUGUGUGUGUGUGUGUGGUGUGUGUGUGUAUGUGUGUGUGUGUGUGUUUGUAUGUGUGUGCGCGCUCCAAGAGUGUAUUUGUGUAUCGGCGGUCCCGCAGGUCCCGGAUGUUGCGGGCAGUAUGAGGCGAGCGCAGGGGGACAGGGACCAGCAGCUGUCGCCGCCGUUCUCAGGGUGAAGAAAAACCAGAAAUCUUUGCCCCCUGACUUUGGAGACUCAGUUUAACCUUCAAACUGGCGAUGUCAAGGGUUCCAAGUCCUCCACCUCCGGCUGAAAUGUCGAGUGGCCCUGUUGCUGAGAGCUGGUGCUAUACACAGAUCAAGGUAGUGAAGUUCUCCUACAUGUGGACCAUCAAUAACUUUAGUUUUUGCCGGGAGGAAAUGGGUGAAGUCAUAAAAAGUUCAACUUUUUCAUCAGGAGCCAAUGAUAAACUGAAAUGGUGUUUGCGAGUAAACCCGAAAGGGCUGGAUGAAGAAAGCAAAGACUACCUGUCGCUUUACCUGUUGUUGGUCAGCUGUCCAAAGAGUGAAGUUCGGGCAAAGUUCAAGUUCUCCAUCCUGAAUGCCAAGGGAGAAGAAACCAAAGCUAUGGAGAGUCAGCGAGCUUAUAGGUUCGUGCAAGGCAAAGACUGGGGAUUCAAAAAAUUCAUCCGUAGAGAUUUUCUCUUGGACGAGGCCAAUGGGCUUCUCCCUGAUGACAAGCUCACCCUCUUCUGCGAGGUGAGUGUAGUUCAAGACUCUGUCAAUAUUUCUGGCCAGAAUACUAUGAACAUGGUAAAGGUUCCUGAGUGCCGGUUGGCAGAUGAGUUAGGAGGGCUGUGGGAGAACUCUCGAUUCACAGACUGCUGUUUGUGUGUGGCUGGCCAAGAAUUCCAGGCUCACAAGGCUAUCUUAGCAGCUCGGUCUCCAGUUUUCAGUGCCAUGUUUGAACAUGAAAUGGAGGAGAGCAAAAAGAAUCGGGUUGAAAUUAAUGAUGUAGAACCUGAAGUUUUUAAGGAAAUGAUGUGCUUCAUCUACACGGGGAAAGCACCAAACCUUGACAAAAUGGCUGAUGAUUUGCUGGCAGCUGCUGAUAAGUACGCCCUGGAGCGUUUGAAGGUCAUGUGCGAGGAUGCCCUCUGCAGUAACCUCUCUGUGGAGAACGCUGCGGAGAUUCUCAUCCUGGCUGACCUCCACAGCGCAGAUCAGCUGAAAACUCAGGCAGUGGAUUUCAUCAACUAUCAUGCUUCGGAUGUCUUGGAGACCUCUGGGUGGAAGUCAAUGGUGGUGUCACAUCCCCACUUAGUGGCAGAAGCAUACCGCUCUCUGGCUUCGGCACAAUGCCCUUUCCUGGGGCCCCCACGAAAACGCCUGAAGCAGUCCUAAGCUCCUGCCAGUUGGGAGACUCCAUUUAUUUUCCAGAAGCAGCAGCCACCGUUGCUGCCACUGACUACCAGGUAGACAGCGCAGUCUGUGGGGCUUUUACUCUGCGUCGGGAAAGACUGCACCAUGACCAGACUUUAAAACAGCACUAAAUAACUUAGGGGACCUGGGGGAGGGAAAGGCCCAGGACGUGGGCCACUCAACCUAAUGAAACCCUGUUGCUCUGUCACCAUGUGCCCUUUGGCCUGACCAAGUUUGACACUGGGAUUCAGUUUAGGCGCUGGCCCCAAGCACAUCCCAGCAGAGGUACUUCGGAGAAAUCGGCAUCUGACUGAGCAGAACAAAUCAUCAGGUGCCUGGAGCAAAAAGGAAAAAAAAGCAGAAACAAGUGGACAUUUAGUUUUAAGAGAUGGAAAAAGGAAAGAAGAAAGUUUUUUUUUUUUUAUUUCUUCAAAAAUCAGUUGUGGAUUCCAGUAGUAUUUAUGUUGAAAGAAGCAAGUUUUAGUCCUUCCAACUGUGGAUAUUUGUGAAAACUCCUCACCACCAUCCAAGUAUCAGAAGAGCUCUCUCGUUAGCACUUACUGUUUGCAAGAACAAGCCCAUCCUUUCAUCCUCUUAGGAAAAGUGACGAGUGACAGCAGAGGGGGAGGAAGUCAUCUGACCUGGAAAAUGAGUGUUGGACGGUAGUGGCUUCUACAGAAACCCUUAUUGGUGUUAAAAACUGGAAAAAAUAAUUCAUCCAGAAUUCAUACUGUCCUGAUAAAAACUAUGGUUCUGUUUUUUAGAUAUUGUGGAAAAUGAUUUUUUUUGCAUUUUUCUCUGAUUUUAUUUUUUCUUCCCUUCCCCUUCCCUUUUUCUAAGAGAGAGUGAAUGUGAGAGAGAGAGAGAGAGAGAAAGAGAGAGAGAGAAAAGAGAAGAAACAAAUCCAGAAAAUACAUAAAACAAAAAGAAGAGAAAAGAAAAUUUUAUUAUUAUUGCUAUGUGAAAAAAAAAUCCCAGCCCAGAUGGCCUGGCGUUUGUACCUGACUUGUCGCCUGCACAGGAGCCGGUCCUGUCACUUCUGAUUAGCCCCUCUUCCAAAGGGGAGACUUCCAAAUGUUAACUUUUUCUUUUUGAAAAUAUAAAUAAUUACUAUUUUGUACUGUGUGGUA
This is a messenger RNA of Arvicanthis niloticus (Nile rat), 2641 nucleotides long. RefSeq names its product speckle type BTB/POZ protein (gene Spop). Lineage: Eukaryota; Metazoa; Chordata; Mammalia; Rodentia; Muridae. The record is from RefSeq and is a predicted model, not a curated record. Gene Ontology annotation, molecular function: protein binding.